Procambarus clarkii (red swamp crayfish) is the source of this 6171-nucleotide messenger RNA. Its product is annotated as large neutral amino acids transporter small subunit 1. Gene Ontology annotation, cellular component: membrane. The record is from RefSeq and is a predicted model, not a curated record. Gene Ontology annotation, biological process: amino acid transmembrane transport. Gene Ontology annotation, molecular function: L-amino acid transmembrane transporter activity. NCBI's taxonomy places the organism in Eukaryota, Metazoa, Arthropoda, Malacostraca, Decapoda, Cambaridae.
GAGCCACCUCAGUGUCCCGCGCGGCGUGUUAAAGGUAACGUCUUACCCCACUGCUCCUUAACCCGGCUGCUACUAGCAUAUCUGCUCUUCUGAGAAGACGUUAUUGAGCGUUGUUCAUGGAAAAAUGACGGACUUUGUCACCCUUAUACAAGAUUUAAUUUUCCUUCAGACUAAGGUUACGAACACCUAGCACGAGGACUUGUGACUUAAAAGUUUGUCUUUUAAGUUCAUUUUUGAAUUCUACUUAUUUGCAGCUGGUGCCAUUAUUCGCCAAUUUGCUUGCCUCACGAACCUUGUGUUUCUCGUCUGCUUCAGUCUGCUUCUGAAGGCUCGGCAGAGGUCAGCGUCGCCAGCAGUGUCCGCUGAAUUACGUCUAGACAGAAGUAAGGAAGUAAGCAAGAUUAAAGACCUGACCACGAAGACACUACGAGGGUAACACGAAGAACCUGAGGGUGACAAGCUGAGAACCUGAGGGUAACAGAAGCUGAGAACCUGAGAAGCUAAGAACCUGAGGGUGACAGAAGCUGAGAACCUGAGAAGCUAAGAACCUGAGGGUAACAGAAGUUAAGAACUUGAGGAUAACAGAAGCUGAGAACCUGAGAAGCUAAGAACCUAAGGGUAACUAGAUAAGAACCUGAGGGUAACAGAAGCUAAGAACCUGAGAAGUUAAGACCCUGAGGGUAAGAGAAGCUAGAGGCUCCUGAGGGGUGACUGAGAUGGAGGUCGCGGAGAGCACCGUCGGUGGGCGAGUAGUCCUGCGGAGGAGGGUGACACUGCUGAAUGGGGUGUCACUGAUCGUGGGCUCCAUUAUAGGGUCGGGGGUGUUCGUAUCCCCCGGGGGCGUGCUCCAGUAUGCCGGGUCACCUGCCGCCGCCCUCGCCAUCUGGGCCUUCUGCGGCGUCUUCUGCACUCUCGGCGCUCUCUGCUUCAGUGAGCUGGGGACGAUGCUGCCAGCCGCCGGGGGAGAGUACGCCUAUAUCCUGAGUGCCUUUGGUGGCCUCCCGGCCUUCCUCACGCUCUGGGUCAACGUCUUGGUCAUCAGACCUGCCGCUCAGGCCGUCGUCUCACUCACCUUCGCUGAGUACGCUCUCGCUCUCACCUUCCCGGACUGUGAUCCGCCUAGAGGUGCCAUCACUAUCCUCGCUGCCACCGCCCUCUGUACACUCACCUUCAUAAACUGUGUGAGCGUCCGCCUCUCCAUGAGGAUCCAGACCGUCUUCACCGGCGCCAAGCUCCUGGCACUCUUCAUCAUCAUUGUGGCUGGCCUCCUCCACCUGUGUUGGGGAAAGACAGAGCUGCUGGAGCGAGCGGGAGAAGGCCAGCACAACCUGGGAGGCGUGGCACUGGCACUCUACUCCGGACUGUUCGCCUACGGCGGCUGGAACUACCUCAACUUUGUCACCGAGGAGCUCAAGGACCCCCACAGGAACCUUCCUCGAGCGAUCUGGGUGGCAUUGCCAUUGGUGACGACAGUGUAUGUGCUGGUGAACGUGGCCUACCUGGCAGUGCUUCCUCCCUCACACAUCCUCUCAUCCAAUGCUGUUGCUGUUGCCUUUGGAAGUGAAGUACUUGGACCACUGAAAUACACAAUGCCAGUCUUUGUAGCACUGUCCACUUUUGGGAGCUUGAAUGGCAUCCUCUUUACCUCUGGACGACUGUUCCUGGCAGGUGCGCGGGAGGGCCACCUGCCUCCAGUGCUCUCCUACAUCCAUGUUCACUCCUGCACACCUGUUCCAGCCCUCCUUGUCACGUGUGUGUUGUCUCUGGCAAUGCUGGGUGCCGACAUCAUCUCUCUCAUCAACUGCUUGUCAUUUGUGCUGUGGCUGAGUAUUGGAGCAGCCGUGGCAGCUCUACUUUGGCUGCGACGUACCAGACCUAAUCUGCAUCGUCCUAUACGUGUCCACACCGUUUUGCCUCUCGUCUUCUUAGCUGGUUGCAUCUACCUUGUCGUCGUGCCUAUGAUUACUGAACCUAUUAGCACAGGCAUUGGCAUUCUAAUAACCCUGUCUGGCAUCCCUGUCUAUGUGGCAGCAGUGUGGAAAUCCAAGCCUGACUGGUUCAACACCUUCCAUGAUGAGGUGACAUUCCAGCUGCAAAGAUUGUUGCUAGUGGUGGCAGCUGAGCAACAGACAAAUGAGCCUCUGUUAAGUCCCUCUGACCAGCACCAUUGACACAAUUAUUCUAGUAAUGACGAGAGGAUGGGUAGGGGUAGUAGGAGGAGGAGGAGGAGUAGUAUGGAGGAAAAGGAAGAUAUGGAGAGAAAGAGGAAGGAAGUAGGUGGUACUGAAGUUACCAAGUGCCUGCUAUAUGCCACUAAGUCUGCGGGCACUCCAGGAACAUCAAAAAGAAGACAUUCAGGUGAUAGAGAAACAAAAACUUGGAGAGUUGCUGAAACAUUAUAGCAAGAGCAAAGGUUAAGACGGAAGUACUUAAGAGAUGUGAUUAUAAAUUAAAAGGAGAUAAUAAGCAAGACAAAAAAUAAUUGAUACAAUAUAAAGGAUUGACCAGCCAAGUAUAUAUUUGAAGCAAUGUACAUUAUAAUGUAAAUUUGAUAUACUAUAUUUCUCAUUGAAGUAUUGCAAUGUUCCAUGUGUUGAGCAGGCUGGUGGCAACUUAAAAACCAGAAACCUAAAGAAAACAAAAAAAAAUUUAUGAUUAAAACAACAAACAAUGGCUGUGUACAAGAAAUAACAUAUCAUAAGCCUUACGUAUGAUCUCGUGAAUUAGAAUUUAACAAUAAUUUCAUUAUUCAUGGGCAAUAAUGAAUUCAAUAUUUAUUAGGUGAUAUAAUAUAGACAAAUAUUUAACCCAAACCACACACAUGAAAGAAUUGUAAGUGACAACAUUUUGGUUCAUUCUGAACCUUUAUUGAGUCUCUAUUUGAUAAGGGACCUAAACACACUGAAGCAUCACUCAUUUUGUUUUUUUAAUUGUGUGGGUUGGAUUAAUUGUCAGCCACGUUAUUGUGACUUAUUAGGAAUUAUUAUUCUCUUAGAACAAAUAUUUAUUAAAAUACCAGCUAAAUUUCCAGUUUAAAAUUGGUUCUCUGCAAUUCAAGAGAAAACUCAGGAAUGAGUUGGAUUAGGAAUAAUUCUAGCCUAAAUUUUUUUUAAUUUUCUUUCUCCCUGAUAAGCCCUAAGGAAAAAGUUCUUAUAAAAAAUCAGAUAGAAGUAAGGGUGAACAGCAAUAUUAAAUUCUUGAGCAUUUUCAAUUUAGGGGAUAGAGACUACAAUGGAGUAUCUUUGAACAAACUUUCUAUUAAAAGAAAACUAUGACUUGCAGAUUUUAAAAUAUUAGUUUUUAUAAUAAUACUGUAUAAUCAGUGUUUAUUUAUGUAAGAAAAUACUGUUUGUUAUAAAAUUAAAAUUUUAUAAUGUUUUUUAUCAAUAACUAAUAUAAACUUUGUCCUUUUUUUAAUAUAAUGAACAGCCAAGACAGGAAUAUAUAUACAUAGUCACUUGAGUCCUGGACUAUGUUCACGACUCAAAUAUUUUUAGUGGUUGGUGGGUAAGUUAUUGUGGUGGCCUUAAUAACGUUCCCGAGGUUGAGAGCCCAACACGAAACAAACAGCUAAGACAAGUUUGUUUAAUAUACAAUAUGGCUCCUCUUAUAUAGUGACCAAGAUAUCAGCUAUCCCACUCCAUGUAGUGAUCUUGACUUACUAGGGAUAUAAAUAUUUUAUAGUAACUAAAUUUUGAACACUUAGGUAAUUACAUAUUGAUAUAAUGUAACUUGACAGGAAUUGUGUUAAUCUCUAAGCUGUGCAGCUAUUUACAAGUAUGACAUCAAGGUGCGCAUCACUAAUAAUAAUUAACAAAAAUUGCGUAGAUCGAUGGGAGCACAGGAGGAAAUAACAGAAAGUAAUUGGGGCACAGUAGAAAAUCACAUAGCAAUUGGAACACAGGCGGAAAUCACAGAUAGUAAUUGGAGCACAAAAAAGAAAUCACAGAUGAUUGGAACACAGGAGGAAAUCAAAGAUAGUGAUUGGAGAACUCGAGGAAAUUGCAAAUAGUGAUUAGAGCAAAGGAGGAAGUCAAAGACAACAAUUGGAGGAGCACAGGAUGAAAUCAUAUAUAGUGAUCCAAGCACAGGAUGAAAUCUCGAUGGUGAUUGGUGUACAGGAAGAAAUUGCAGAUAAUGACUGGAGCAAUGAAAAGAUUAAAUAACACCUACAAAUAGUAUACAGUAAUGGUAAAUAAAAUAACAUACAAUGUUGUAUUGAAAAUAAAUAUUUAAGAUUAUUACCACAGGCUGAUGGACUCGACAUACUGGAUAUAUAGAUGUUUACUAAAUUUACUGCAUUGUAACCUAAAUAUGUAGAUGUUGUAAACCUGUUUUGCAUUUAUUAAUAUACUGUAACUGAAAACUUGUACCAAUAGCAUUCACUAGAUGUGAGCUCAUAAUGUAUUUAGACAGCUGAGUGUGAAUACUGUAUAUGUUUAUAGGAUAUGUAUACAUUGCCAAAGAAUCUCUGAAAAUCAAACCUCAAGGAGACUUACUUCAAACUUGGAAUAAGCAGAGCAUGCUAAGGCCCUGCACUGAUAGCAUAAUGUUAACUUAUAACCUAAUAUUAUUGCAUACCCUAUCUGCUAAAAUUGCCAAAUUUUAGGCUGCCUUAUUUAUUUUCUUUCUCACAUGAGAAUGGUAGUUCCAGAUACUGUAUUUAUCUUAAUCUUCAAUACAGUUGUCAAGCACUGAUGCUGCAGUCUUAUCUUCCAGGGCAACACUGGUCUCCUGUGUCCUCCUUGCUUCUUAAGUCAAUCACUUUGGCCUUCUCUGCAAUGUAUAGCUCCUCCUGCUUACCAUAGCUUUCCCAACCACUUGGACUGGCCAGAACAGCAAUGGCCUCGCUUUAGCAGGGUCAACGUUUGAUCGUUGAUGGUUUAAGUGGUUGGUCACCAUUCUUUAAUGCAUCCUUAUAUUCCAGCUGCUCCUCUUCACACACCUAGUCCAUGUGCUAUAUAGUCAUACUGGUUUAGUACUUUUGCCCGAUAACAACCUUAACCUCUUAUUAGCUUAGCCUUUCUUGUCAACUCUUUCAUUGAAUUUUCAAUGUGAAAACCUAAAAAUCACCAUUCUACAUGCGUUUGAAUUACUGGACCAUCCAUGGUUCAUUGGUCCAUGCUUGCCUGCAACCACAUUUCUCUUAUGGGAUCUUAGCAAAACAUUUGAUGUAUCCAAGCUAAGGGGACCAGAGAUUCAUAUUAUCAAUUUUUUUUAUGGCAUUAUGUUGACGUAAAUAGUUGAUUAUAUUAGUGGAUUUUCCCAGACACCAAUCGUUUGAUUAUUUGAAAUUCUGCAGUACUGUACUUAAAUUUGCCCAUACCUCUGUUCCUGGUCUUGUGUUAUAGGCAGUAAGUUUUUUGGUCUACCACUGAAGUUUUUGGCUAGUCAGCAGGUUACCAGGGUUAAUGCAGCCAUGUGCUUCUUAAUGUUCAUGUACUGAUUUUAUACGCAUAUAGUCACCAACUGGUUCAUAAUAAUAAUAAUUUCAUUGAUAUAAAUUACAUUUGAAACAAUAUACAUUAAUGGAGUAUCCUUAACUUGAGCCUAAUCAAGAUAGAGAGUGAAAAUUAUUAUUUGUUAUUGCCUCUGGUUAAUAAAUAAUGAAAAAAUCAACACAAUCUUAUAUUCCGGUAUAUGCUUAUGAGAGCAAAUGAAUACAGUAAAUGGAAUUUCAAUACAAUGUCAUAUUUACACAAGAUUUUGGUAAUUUUUAAAUUGUGAUAUUAUGUGCCUAUUAUGUUAGAUACUUAUAGUAACCAUAAUCUAACAAUAUACAUUAAUCAAAAAAUUAUAUAUUUUGUAUUAUAACUUUAUUUAAAAAAUCCGAGUUGCAUUUUUUGCAGCUAGAAUAUAAGGUCAACUUGUCUUUCACAUUUUUUGUACUUAUAAUCUGUAACAAUAUAGUAUUUUAUAAAAUAUAUUGUACACACAGUAGGAAUUUUUUUCAUCAGCAUGAGGUGCCAAUGGACAAAACUGUUUGGUCAUUUUUGUAAUGUUUCAGUGAUUCUGCACACUAAAAUAAACAAAAUAUAAAUAUAUACAUAUACACUUGUAUAUAUAGUGGUUCCUCCAUUUACAAAUUUAAUCCGUUCCCAGAGAUGGGUCGUAACUCAAAAUAAAUUUUCCCAUAAGAAAUAAUGUAAAUUGAAUUAAUCUGUUCUACAC